AUGGGUGGCGGACUCCCCUCUCUGCCAUUGCCCCUCCACCCCUCUCCUCCCCUCCCUUUCCUCUCUCUCCGAGCACACAUCCCGCAGGACCCUCUGCCAUUUCUCUGGCCUCUGCUCCUCUCUCUCUCCUUCUCCGCUUCGCAAGCUCCCUUCCCGCACUCCUCCCCCCGCAAUCCGGCACGAGGAGGAUGGGCCGGGGGCUCGCGUUCAUGCUCCCACCCCCUGAUAGACCCGGGCGCGCCUGUGAAGGGUAGAGACAGAGUGAGAGAUUUCCUUCGGGGCCCAGAGGUCUUCGCCGACAGGGCGGAUAGCCGAGUCAACUUGCAUGCAUCCCGCGGCCCGGCCGCUGGCGCAUACUCACACCCGCCGGCCGGGGAGAGGGCACGUCCUCUCCCCCCUGUGCGGCACCCUCUUCCCCUCCCUCCUUCCUCCUCCUGCCCGUGUCCUCUCCUUCCCGCUCCUCGACACCCUUUCGCCUUUGCCAGUUCGCGAAGGCCGUGUGUUUGCGGCGGGAGGCGAAGACACACCCCGUGCCCUUCCAGUUAG
Molecule: messenger RNA, 546 nt
Organism: Fonticula alba
Lineage: Eukaryota; Rotosphaerida; Fonticulaceae
Exons: 1
Coding region: 1-546 (181 amino acids)
Source: RefSeq, a predicted model, not a curated record